UGUACAACCUAUUCAAACAUGUGGAGCAUCUGAAAUUUGCACUGGUGGCGGACACAACACUAGACAGUUAAGUUAUUAAGAGUGGAAAACAUGGCUGGCAUGCCUUUGGUCAUCGGCAAAGAAGACGUUGAACGACUCCUUCUUUACAAAGAUUUGCUUCCCAGGCUGGAGGUGGCAAUGGGACAGUUUUCCAAACACGACACGUCCGAGAUUAUCCAACCUGUUCGCACGGUGGUCCCGAUCACGAAAUACCAUGGAUUCCUGGGGUUGAUGCCAGCUUAUAUCGUUCAUGAAGAUAUUUUGUGCACAAAAAUGGUGGCUUUCUACGCCAGAGAACAGGGUUCUACUUUGCCAGCCACUCAGGCAACAGUGUUGCUAUUUGAUCCAGAAAGAGGAUGUGCGUUAGCGGUCCUGGAUGGGGAAGUUAUCACUGAAAUGAGAACAGCUGCAAUAUCUGCAAUUUCUGCCAAAUUUCUCAUGCCGGCCAAAGCAGAGAUACUGUGCAUACUGGGAACUGGCGUUCAAGCAGUCAGCCACUACCAAGUCUUCACACAGACAUUUGCUUUUAAAGAGGUGCGGGUUUGGGCACCAACAAGGAAGGAGAGUGCAGAGCGCUUUGCAAAAAAGGUCCGAGGUCCGGUGACCGUCUGCUCCUCUGCCAAAGAGGCAGUGGAAGGAGCGGAUGUCAUUGUCACCGUCACGAGGGCCACCAAGCCUGUGCUCUUUGGGGAAUGGGUCAAACCUGGUGCCCAUGUUGCUGCCGUGGGAGCCUGCAGGCCAGACUGGAGGGAGCUGGACGACGUGCUGAUGGGACAGGCGGUGGUGUACGCCGACAGCAGAGAGGGGGCGCUCAAGGAGUCUGGAGACGUACUGCUAUCUGGGGCCAAUGUUUUUGCUGAGAUUGGGGAGGUCAUCAAUGGAACUGCGCCAGCGCACCGUGAGAAGACCACAGUGUUCAAGUCUCUGGGCAUGGGGAUUCAGGACGCAGUGUCUGCCAAGCUGGUCUACGAUCAGUGGAAGAGUCAGGUGCCUUCAGACGUCAGGGGAAAACUUUAACAAAGACAGUCUGAUCUGGUGACUUUUGGGCCUUCAUAUUGUUUCAUGGCAGGAUUACGUUUUGACCAUUGUCCUCUUCAAAGAAUCUGAACAAUGGUCGAAACGUUAUGCUACCAUGGAGUGUGUGGGCUCAUCACAUUCAAUUUAAAAAAAAAGAUUUUGCCAUU
This is a messenger RNA of Engraulis encrasicolus (European anchovy), 1223 nucleotides long. RefSeq names its product crystallin, mu (gene crym). The record is from RefSeq and is a predicted model, not a curated record. The coding region runs from base 91 to 1056 and encodes 321 amino acids. The transcript has 8 exons. NCBI's taxonomy places the organism in Eukaryota, Metazoa, Chordata, Actinopteri, Clupeiformes, Engraulidae. Gene Ontology annotation, biological process: thyroid hormone metabolic process. Gene Ontology annotation, molecular function: thyroid hormone binding. Gene Ontology annotation, cellular component: cytoplasm.